Aspergillus eucalypticola CBS 122712 is the source of this 1251-nucleotide messenger RNA. It is a transcript of the gene exg1, whose product is annotated as glucan 1,3-beta-glucosidase. Bases 1 to 1251 code for a protein of 416 amino acids. Lineage: Eukaryota; Fungi; Ascomycota; Eurotiomycetes; Eurotiales; Aspergillaceae. Gene Ontology annotation, biological process: glucan catabolic process. The record is from RefSeq and is a predicted model, not a curated record. Gene Ontology annotation, cellular component: extracellular region; cell surface. Gene Ontology annotation, molecular function: glucan exo-1,3-beta-glucosidase activity. The transcript has 3 exons.
AUGUUUGUGGAAGGUGUAAAGAAGGCGCUUUUGGCGUUGUCUCUUUUGGCUGCUAGUGCACAAGCUGUGCCGCGAGUGCGCCGGCAAAACAAUGCAAGCUCUUUCGAUUACAAGAGUCAGAUAGUCCGAGGUGUCAAUCUAGGUGGCUGGCUGGUGACCGAGCCAUGGAUUACACCUUCACUUUAUGACAGUACAGGGGGUGGUGCGGUAGAUGAAUGGACGCUGUGUCAGAUACUAGGCCAGGACGAAGCCAAGGUCAAAUUGUCGUCUCACUGGAGCUCGUUCGUCACGCAAAGUGAUUUUGACCGUAUGGCUCAGGCAGGACUGAAUCAUGUCCGCAUCCCUAUUGGAUACUGGGCCGUUGCUCCCAUUGAUGGUGAGCCAUAUGUCAGCGGUCAGAUCGACUAUCUCGACCAGGCGGUCACCUGGGCUAGAGCUGCUGGUCUCAAGGUUAUCGUUGAUCUGCAUGGUGCGCCGGGCUCUCAGAAUGGUUUUGACAAUAGUGGACACCGAGGCCCCAUCCAAUGGCAGCAAGGAGACACGGUCAACCAGACAAUGACCGCAUUUGACGCCCUUGCAAGGCGUUACGCUCAGUCCGAUACCGUCACAGCGAUCGAGGCCAUCAACGAACCCAACAUUCCUGGUGGCGUAAACGAGGGUGGCCUCCAGAACUACUAUUACGGUACUUUGGCCGAUGUCCAGCGUCUUAACCCUUCUACUACUUUGUUCAUGUCGGACGGCUUCCAGCCUGUGGAAUCCUGGAACGGCUUUAUGCAAGGUAGCAACGUUGCCAUGGAUACGCAUCACUAUCAGGUUUUUGACACCGGUUUGCUUUCUAUGAGCAUCGAUGACCAUGUCAAAACGGCGUGUUCUCUCGCCACACAGCACACGAUGCAAUCAGAUAAGCCUGUCGUCGUGGGUGAAUGGACCGGUGCUCUGACUGACUGUGCCAAAUAUCUCAACGGCGUCGGUAAUGCCGCUCGCUACGAUGGCACAUACAUGUCCACCACCAAGUACGGUGACUGCACGGGCAAGAGCACGGGUUCCGUAGCUGAUUUCUCAGCCGAAGAGAAAGCGAACACCCGUCGUUACAUUGAGGCUCAGCUGGAGGCUUACGAGAUGAAGAGCGGAUGGCUCUUCUGGACCUGGAAGACCGAGGGUGCCCCAGGAUGGGACUUGCAAGACCUUCUGGCUAACCAACUCUUCCCUACCUCGCCUACUGAUAGACAAUACCCCCACCAGUGUUCUUGA